This is a messenger RNA of Suillus subalutaceus, 1202 nucleotides long. RefSeq lists its product as uncharacterized. Gene Ontology annotation, biological process: RNA processing. Bases 229 to 1050 code for a protein of 273 amino acids. The record is from RefSeq and is a predicted model, not a curated record. The transcript has 6 exons. Lineage: Eukaryota; Fungi; Basidiomycota; Agaricomycetes; Boletales; Suillaceae. Gene Ontology annotation, molecular function: ribonuclease III activity.
GCCUUUGAACUCUCUCUACAUACAGCUGAUCUGUUUUGCAGGUAUUUUGAUUUCACACGAAGCGCUCAAACAACAGACAGAAAGACGCCGUACUACGUGGCCAGUUUUUCUUAGUUUGUGACCAUUCAUUGCGAUCCUAGUGGUCUGCCAGACUUUACAAUCACAUUCCGUCCUUCAGGUUUAUCAAGCGAUAACAAGGGAGUCCUAUCUUGUCUUGUUCAUACCACGAUGGCCAUGAACAACUUAAAGCACUCACUACCACCACUCCCUCCCAUCCAAGGAGAGCUCAUGCUCGACGUAUAUACGCAUCGGUCUAUGCUGGGCAGAGACAUCGACGAGAAUACCGUGCAUGGAAAUACCGAGCGAUUGGCUGAGCUGGGUAGCUCGGUGCUCAGUAUGCUCGUCGUGUACACGUUGUACUCAGAGAAACCGAUGCUUCCCGCCCAUGAUCUCAAAAUGCGCCAAGCUGAAAUGCUGAGCGACAAGAACAUCGGAGACUGGCUUUCUCUUUACGGAUUAAAGGCUAAAAUUCGUUGUGCAGACAAAAGUGUACUUGACAGGCCUGAAGAAGCUCGUUUCCUCUUCAAUUCUUAUGUUGGUGCCGUGUACACCCAGAAAGGAUUGCAAGAAGUCAUGAACUGGGUCGGACGCCUUGUCAACCCUUCCUCGGAGCCUCCAACAGUCCCAGGAGAUACAACCAACAACCAGCCCGCUACAACGCCGCCUCCACCACCUCCAAUGUAUUAUUCUCAGCCCCCACCCCCGCCUCCGCCAAGCACUGCGCCUCCUCCGAUGCCAUCGAUGCCGCCGCCUGUGCCCUCUCAGGGUGUACUUGCAAUAUUCAAUCAGACGUGUAUGCAAAGAGGACUCACAGUAGAGUGGAAACCGGAGAUGACGGGGCCACCGCACAAUCCGAGGUGGGAAGUGAAGUGUAUUGUGAGCGGACAACAUCGUGGAACCGGGGCAGGUAGAAACCAGAAGCAGGCAAAGGAGCAAGCAGCGACAGAGGCAUAUCAGUACAUGCAGGCCACAGGCUGGGGCCUUCUCUAACAACAUUCGGACUUAUAUCAACGGAAUGUAUCACCUCCUUACCUCCACCUGGUUUCCGCUGGUUAGACAGUUAUUUUUGUAUCGGUUUGGAUACCAAAGUCACUACUACAACUGUCGGAUAGGCUCGUUCUAUUUAAAUGACAUUUUGAUAC